AUCUUAUUUACACACUCAUUAACUUCUUAAGGGGAUGAAAUCUUCCCUGUCAUUGGUUCAUUAUCUCGUACAACGACAUGAUUCUCAUGCUCUCAUUGGUUAGUUUACACAUCAAUCACUCUCACAAGAGGUCAGAAAAGUAUCCACUGAACAACUUGUAAUGUAUCCACUUCCAUCGUAGUUACAGCAUGACAACCAUCUACGAGAAGCCAAACAAGGGCGUAAAGCAUGCUGAAAACUAGAGCCGUCCUGUGAGCCAAAGGUCACCAUGGAGACGGAUGAAGCACCUGCGCAGCAUAAAGAUGACAGGGCGGAGACGUGCACCGUGUCUGUCAAAGGUCUGACAGAGAACUGGCAGAAAUGGUCCAACGACCACUGUGAGUAUCAGAAACAAAAUCCCUUCAGCAACGGCAAGGUGAUUCCCCCGCAGAUCCAGCGAGGACAGGAGGGCUACGGCAGGCCUUUAGAGGGCUCCAAAACAGAGCAGAGAGGAAAAGACGCCCACUCCCACAUCAGCAGAGAGGUCACCGAGCUCUGCCAGGUCAUUAAGGAGAUCGGAGAAAGCGGAGACGACGGCAGGCCCGCUGUACGGUUCGGGAUGCUGUUUGAGAGAUACGUCACCAUCUCUGAUAAACUAGUGGGGGUUCUGCUGCGGGCGCGCAAGCAAGGGCUGGUGCACUUUGAAGGAGAGAUGCUGUGGCAGGGGAGAGAUGAUGAAGUUCUCAUCACCUUGUUACAGUGAUUUAGAGCAUUGAUGGACACCAUGUGCCUGCCUCAAAGUCAAUAUAGUGUGGUGCAGGUAUGACGUCAGAACCCGGAAGUCUAAUUUGCCGCUGGUUCCUUCAAGAUUUCCUAUGGGGUUUUAUAAUGGGGGUUUACAAUUUCUGAGUGAAAUAAAGCCUGUGGUAAACAUAAGUUGACGAUACUUCAAUGUUUUGUUCUACAGCUUACACUGCACACACUCAAACCCCAAACUGUCUUAUCUAGUUACUUAUUAAAUACGCAUGACUUCCUGGUUCUGACGUCAUACCUGCACCACUCAAUUACUGUCCAACAUUGCUUUAUAGGCAUCCAUUUUACUUGAACAUGGGUUAGGAGUCAGUUUUCCGGCCAAAGAAACUACUGCUAAUGAGAUUUAAACUGCGUGUACUGAAGUUAAAUGUGUCAUUUCUGUACCAUGAAAUGGAACUGGAAAAAUAAUGUUUUCAAAGAAGAUUUCAAAACAGUCUUGUCUUCAUCGGUCAACCAAGCGAAUAGCCCUGCCCCCAUCUCAUACCAUUGGUUAUGAGGGGCUGCUAAAAAAACCAGAGCAACAACUUACACUUUUCACAUGUUACUGCUAAAAAAACUUAAAGGGUUAGUUCACCCAAAAAUGAAAAUAAUGUCAUUUAUUACUCACCCUCAUGUCGUUCUACACCCAUAAGACCUUCGUUCAUCUUUGGAACACAAAUUAAGAUAUUUUGAUUAAAUCCGAUGGCUCAGUGAGGCCUGCAUAGCCAGCAAUGACACUUCCUCUCUCAAGAUCCAUAAAGGGACUAAAAAAAAAAAAUUAAAAACAGUUCAUUAAACUGGUUUAUUAAAAAGGUACUAAAAAAUAUUUAAAACAGUUCGUGUGAGUUCAGUGGUUCUACCUUAAUAUUAUAAAGCGACGAGAAUACUUUUUGUGCGCCAAAAAAACAAAAUAACGACUUUUUAACUAUAUAGUGAUGGGCGAUUU
Ctenopharyngodon idella (grass carp) is the source of this 1717-nucleotide messenger RNA. Its product is annotated as actin-binding Rho-activating protein-like. Gene Ontology annotation, molecular function: actin binding. Gene Ontology annotation, biological process: positive regulation of Rho protein signal transduction. The transcript is spliced from 2 exons. Bases 269 to 742 code for a protein of 157 amino acids. The record is from RefSeq and is a predicted model, not a curated record. Lineage: Eukaryota; Metazoa; Chordata; Actinopteri; Cypriniformes; Xenocyprididae.